Molecule: messenger RNA, 2557 nt
Organism: Asterias rubens (European starfish)
Lineage: Eukaryota; Metazoa; Echinodermata; Asteroidea; Forcipulatida; Asteriidae
Product: DEP domain-containing mTOR-interacting protein-like
Exons: 9
Coding region: 485-1780 (431 amino acids)
Biological process (GO): intracellular signal transduction
Molecular function (GO): protein binding
Source: RefSeq, a predicted model, not a curated record
UGAGAUUACGAGACGACCCGUGAUCAACACGGCAUUGGAAAAUAAAACGCCCACUAAAAUAUUAGAUUGUAGAGUAAGAACCAGUAUGAGAUCAUGCCAAACAGCUAGCAAGCAUUGUCUGCUAGGAGCAGCUGCAGCAAGUGAAGCCUUUGUGUCUCGGGAAAAAGUCAACUGGUAGAUCUCCAAGAAAGAAAACACCAGAAUUUAUACAGUCGGACUCAGAGAGAGAGUUUGGCUUCUAAACAAGGUUCUAGCUAUUCGGUACUAUUCGGUCAACAGUUCAAAGCAGUGUGAAAACUUCUGUUACUUUAGAAGCGCAGACAAAAACAGAUGUCUGGAAAAGUUGGAAAACAUCUGCUCCAGUUCUGCAAAACAUGGUUGUGUACUCCAGCAUUUGGCCUGAAAGAACUUUGAUGUUCAUGUUAGGAUCAUCACAUUAAAGGAACUUCAGUUUGUGAGUCCGGACAAUUGUGUCGAUGCCAAGAUGCUGUCUACCCAUCACCGUAAAUCCACUGGUCAGUUAGGUCUUCCUCUCACCAAACCUCAUCGGACAUCAUCACUCGCAUCCAUUAGUACGAGAACAUUUGGUAAAAUCCUAAUUAUUGGAGAGAAAUUGAGGCUAAGUUUCCAUUCGUGUGAUCCUGCAAUGGUGAAGGAUAGAAGACAUCACCUACGCAUGUACCCCAAGAGUUUUAUCGGCAAUGAGGCUGUUGAUUGGCUGAUUAAAAACAUCGGUGUCAAGGACAGACCGACGGCGACGCUGAUGCUGAAUAUACUACAGAGCCACAAUGUUGUUCAUCACGUUUGCGACGACCACACUUUUAAGGAUGCGUAUCUUUUUUACCGAUUCCGAGUUGACGAUGGUACCCUGCCGCAGAGCAGAGACACAGAGCUGUACAUCAAAAGUCACCAGUUGUAUCAUGAGUUAACGCAGCUCGGAAACAGUUCCAUCAUGAAGGUACACAAUGAACUGGGAAACAUGUAUGAUAAGAGUUUUUACGGUACCCAGCUGGUGAACUGGCUGGUGAAGAACAGGUCAUGCUCCUCCAGGCAAGAGGCUGUGGGUCUGGGGAAAGAUUUACUGGAGAAUGAUCUCAUUAGACAUGUAACGACAGAGCAUCAUUUUAAGGACGAGCGUCACCUGUAUCAGUUCCAUCCAGAGCUUGCCCGUCUCAAGGUCAUUGACCUCUUGGAGCUGGACGACCGACCUCGAAGCGUGACCUUAGACACUAACACGGUGGCGCACCCGAAAACAAAAUCGCACACGAGACCCUCCCCAACCAAAUCCCUGCCAGACUCGCCAGUGAUUGCCCCAGCCAAUCCAAAGUUUUACCUCGGGAACGGCCCUGAGCAGGACGAUAAUAUGAACUCUGCCAUGUUGGAAAGGAACGCCGUAUCGGAGUCUGACAGUGAGGAUCUGUCAACGAGUUCUGGGUCGCAGGAUAAUCACAUGCCCACCAUGUUUGGUCAACAGAACCCAUCAGUUGCGAUGUUGCUCGACCCGGAGUCACCAUACGUCAAGCGGACUAUUAAAAUCAUCGGAGAUUCAGUUGGAUUUGGAUUCGUUGUCCGAGGUGACGGCCCAUCCUUUGUCCAGACAGUGGACCCUACCGGACCAGCAGCUGCAGCAGGGUUAAAGGUUAAACAGUAUCUGUACUUUGUAAACGGUGAAUACGUCUUGAACAAGAAUCACAUCGAGGUGGCUCACAUUAUUCUCAGGAACACACAGCUAAUAACGAUGGACGUACUGAUGCCAAGAAACCAGGCCUACAAGAAAUAACGGUCGGUCGUUCGUAGAGUUUCCCCCGGAGAUCUUCAAAGUGUCGACUGAGGUGCCUACCCUGCCAGCCCAAGGGGAUAGAUAGAUUUAGUUCCUGUCACUUUGUCCCAAGCCAUCCAAAGAUAUGGAAUAAGCAUGAACACUGCAGGUUUUUGUUCUAUUUUUCUUUCAAGUUUCACAUAUUUUGUGUGAAGUGAGUGUGGUAUCAAAGUCUAAGAGAAAAGGCUUUAUUCUCAAAUGCAGUCCCUUUUUAAUGGGCAAGUUUACCCUCAAGUUAAUAUACUGGUAUUCAUGUUUUAUGUGUGUAAAGAUCAGGUUUUGUGUCAAUAAUUGUGGCCGAACUAAUGCUACAGUGUACCAGCAUUGUUACUCUCGUUGAAUCAAGAUAAGGUACAUCCUGUGUUAUAUUGGCAGUUUUUUACUACCAGUAUACUUGCCCUCUUUGAAUGAAGAUAAAAGAAACUGAACAUCAUUUGUGAUAUCGGCAGCAAUUUAAUAACCAGUUUAUAAGAUCUCUAAAAUCAAGUUUGGGUACAGCAACUUGCCUUUGAAAAGUCGUCUUAAAAAUAUGUGACUUGUAAGUAAGACGGCGUCAGGACGCCUUAUGGCAGCAGCAGAUAAUAAUAAUAAUUGUGGCUUCUUACAUAGCGCACAUGUCCGUCACCCAGUGACGCUCCUGGCGCUUUUGUCCGUCUCCUGGCACUUUUGUCCGUCACCCAGUGACGCUCCUGCCGCUUUAACAUACAGUAUUUCCUGCCAGAUGGGGGACUGCUUUGA